AUGAGAUUGUCACUUCGAAAAGGCAGGAAUGACACGUCCACUGAUAUACAUCCUGCAGCCGCUAUCCCAAACUCCGGAGAAAUCAUCACUAACGCUUCUGUUUGCAAUCUGUACGUGUCUGUAAUAUUCCCAAACUCGGGGUUGUUUCAGCUUCAACUUGGACUGGAUGAGAGUUAUUUGUUGCUCGUGGAAAAGAGAAAUGGUCAGUCUAUUAUCGGGGAGGCAUUUACACAGGAAAAUACGCUGUAUGGUGCAUUGCGAGGGUUGGAGAAGUUCAGCCAACUCUGUGCAUCUGAUUAUGAGACCAAAACAGUUCAAAUAUACAAAGCCCCAUGGUACAAUAAUGUAGACAAACCGAGAUUUGCAUGUCGUGGGCUCUUGCCUACGUCAAGGCACUAUCUGCCAAUUAAUGUCAUAAAGCAGAUAAAUGAAUCAAUGUCAUAUGCUAAACUUAAUGUCCUCCACUGGCACAUCAUAGAUGAACAGUCAUUUCCUUUAGAAGUACCGUCCUUUCCAAAUUUGGGGAAAGGUUCAUAUACAAAAUGGGAACGAUACACAGUUGAGGAUGCAUAUGAAAUUGUGAAAUUGCUGGAUCUCUGCAUCGCAUGUGAAGCAAUGAUCAUGGUUGCCAUGCUUGCAAAUGGGAAUCGGGGAAUUGCCAAAGUGCCAGGUGCUGCGGGCUGGGUGGUUGGGUCUGUGCAAAGGCUGUUGCAAAAGGUUUCAGAUGCGUCUUCAGCAAUCAGGGUUUUUGCUCGUGAUUGGAGGAGAAGUUUGCAUGUGGGCAGAGAGCUGAUGCUUCAGUUGUUCACCAAACAAUAUGGCCUUGAGCACCAGCAGGUUCCUGAGCAUGUCAAUCUGAAGCCAAUAAGCUCCCUCGGAUAUCUAUACAUCUUCAACAGUGAUUGGUUUUCCUCCAGAUAUUGCCCACAUUGUGCAUGGCCUUUUACAGGGACAGCACGUCCCUUCUGCAACCGGCUUUUCAGAAUUGUGGAUGGCAUUGAUUUCUGCAGAAUUGGGCUGGUGUUGGAUACAGCAGAACAGAAUACUAGCAUCAUGCCUGACGGUGAUGAUAGGAAUAUGCAAACUUUCUUGUACGAACCCUCAUGA
Populus euphratica (Euphrates poplar) is the source of this 1107-nucleotide messenger RNA. RefSeq lists its product as uncharacterized. Gene Ontology annotation, biological process: glycosaminoglycan metabolic process; carbohydrate metabolic process. The record is from RefSeq and is a predicted model, not a curated record. The transcript has 12 exons. Gene Ontology annotation, molecular function: beta-N-acetylhexosaminidase activity. NCBI's taxonomy places the organism in Eukaryota, Viridiplantae, Streptophyta, Magnoliopsida, Malpighiales, Salicaceae. Bases 1 to 1107 code for a protein of 368 amino acids. Gene Ontology annotation, cellular component: membrane.